AUGUCGCUCAUGGAACUCGACCACACCAGUCCCAGGACUGUUUCUUCCGCUCCUGACUUAAGGAAACUCCGGCUCUCAUGCGACAACUGCUACGCGGCAAAGGUCAAAUGCACAAAGGAGCGGCCAAAUUGCUCAAGAUGCGGUAACUUGGGUGCUGCUUGUGUCUACUCGCAGUCACGACGGGCUGGCAAACCAAAGGGCUCUCGGAACAGCCGGUCCGGGCCGAGCGGGCCUCCCUCACCACCACCAACUGCUUGCAGUGUGCCAGGAACUCCUCAUUCUUGUUCAAACUUCGGCCAGUUCGUUCCUGGUCGUCAGCAGCAUUGGGAUCUCGAUCAACUAGACGAUAAUGGGGAGCGGGGCUCCUCGACCCCGCAAUCGAGGAAAACGUCCCUGAACACCAGCUAUGGAGAGAAUCCGAGUGACGGUUUCGGCAGCUUGAUAACAAGCGCUCCUGUCACAUCCCCGACCCUUAGACCGGCACUUGACUUCAGCUUUGGUCAGAGCACAUUCAGUCCAGGAGAUGCCAGCACGGGGGACACUGGCUUGCCUGUCUUCAAUGGCGGACUAUUUGGGACGAUGCCAGGUUUAAUGCCAGACUUGGUGUCCGGCAUGAUGCCUCCCUGCGACUCUCUCCCCUUCUCCACGGACGACAUGUUCUCUCUCGUGUCACUCAACGACAUGCAAUGUCCUGAUCUUUCUCUCAACAUCAAUCUCGGUGAUUCCACUGCAGGGCUUUGCAACAACACCUGCCACUGUUCUGCCGCGCGCCAGGAGACUCUCGGCACACUACACAACCCUUCACCCUCCUUCGACCGCCUCCUUGCUGUCAACAAGGCAGCCGUCAACCGCGUCACCCUGCACCUCUCCUGCUCGUGCCCUCCGGAUAUCUCGUCGAUAAUGCUGCUCUUCGUGAUCGUCACGAAGAUCGUGCACUGGUACAAAAAGAGUAGGGACGGGCAGGGCUCCGAGGAGGUGGGGGUGACGCUGGGGACGUUCAAGAUGGAUAAGGAGGAUGAACAUCGGAUGAAGAUGGUGCUCAUCAAGUCUGAGCUGCGGAAGGUUGAGAUGCUCAUCAGCCGGUUCCGUGAUCGAUUCGAGAGAUCGCUGGACGGACAAGAUGAGCAGGUUUAUGAGGCCAACAUGGCAUUCUUGGAACAGAGGCUCCAGGACACUAUCAAGGGACUUUGA
Coniosporium apollinis CBS 100218 is the source of this 1191-nucleotide messenger RNA. RefSeq lists its product as uncharacterized. Bases 1 to 1191 code for a protein of 396 amino acids. Lineage: Eukaryota; Fungi; Ascomycota; Dothideomycetes. Gene Ontology annotation, biological process: regulation of DNA-templated transcription; aflatoxin biosynthetic process. Gene Ontology annotation, molecular function: zinc ion binding; DNA binding; DNA-binding transcription factor activity, RNA polymerase II-specific. Gene Ontology annotation, cellular component: nucleus. The transcript has a single exon. The record is from RefSeq and is a predicted model, not a curated record.